This is a messenger RNA of Saitoella complicata NRRL Y-17804, 1047 nucleotides long. RefSeq lists its product as uncharacterized. The transcript is spliced from 3 exons. Gene Ontology annotation, biological process: ceramide biosynthetic process. Lineage: Eukaryota; Fungi; Ascomycota; Saitoellomycetes; Saitoellales; Saitoellaceae. Gene Ontology annotation, molecular function: sphingolipid delta-4 desaturase activity. Bases 1 to 1047 code for a protein of 348 amino acids. The record is from RefSeq and is a predicted model, not a curated record. Gene Ontology annotation, cellular component: membrane.
AUGCAGGCGAUUGAUGCUACCUCGACUGAGCAGCAACGGAAGGCUGCUGCGGAUGCCGCAAAGGUUGAGAAGGACUUUUAUUGGGCGUAUACCGAGGAGCCGCAUCAGACGAGACGGCAAGCGAUUUUGAAGGCGCAUCCAGAGAUCUCAAAACUCAACGGACACGAGCCAUUAACAAAAUACGUCGUUCUCCUCGUCCUCGCAAUCCAAUUCACCUGCGCUUACCUCCUCCGCCAUACCCCCGUCCUCUCAUGGCGAUUCUUCCUAACAGCAUACAUCAUCGGCGCGACCGCCAACCAAAACAUCUUCUUGGCUAUUCAUGAGAUGUCGCAUAACUUGGGGUUCAAGUCGCCCUUGGCGAAUCGGUUGUUUUCGAUUGUUGCCAAUUUGCCGAUCGGAUUGCCGUAUAGUGCGGCGUUUCGGGGGUAUCAUAUUGAGCAUCACAAGUUUUUGGGGGUGGAUGGGAUUGAUACCGACCUUCCAACCAAAUUCGAGGCGAUGUUGUUGCACAAUAUCCUCGGAAAGGCUUUCUUCUGCACCUUCCAAAUCCUCUUCUACGCCAUCCGCCCCGUCAUGGUAAAAGCCCAACCCUUCACCCGAAUCCACUACCUCAACCUCCUCACCCAACUCUCCUUCGACUACCUCCUCAUCCACUACCUCACCCCCAACGCCCUCUACUAUCUCAUCCUCUCCUCCUUCCUCGCCGGCUCCCUCCACCCCGUCGCAGGCCACUUCAUCGCCGAACACUACGUCUUCGACACCUCCAACAUCAACCCCGCCGAAACCUACUCCUACUACGGCCCCCUCAACAUCGUCACGUAUAACGUUGGGUAUCACAAUGAACACCAUGAUUUCCCGUUUGUGGCGUGGACGAGACUACCCGAGUUGAGGAGGGUUGCUAGGGAGUUCUAUGAGCCGUUGCCUAGGCAUGGGAGUUGGACGAGGGUUAUUUGGGAGUUUAUUUGGAGUGGGGAUGUUGGGAUGUAUUCGAGGGUUAAGAGGAAGGAGAAGAAGGAGAGGAUGGGGGAGAUGGCGAAGGGGCUUUGA